Mesoplodon densirostris (Blainville's beaked whale) is the source of this 1766-nucleotide messenger RNA. It is a transcript of the gene CCT5, whose product is annotated as chaperonin containing TCP1 subunit 5. NCBI's taxonomy places the organism in Eukaryota, Metazoa, Chordata, Mammalia, Artiodactyla, Ziphiidae. Gene Ontology annotation, cellular component: chaperonin-containing T-complex. Bases 62 to 1687 code for a protein of 541 amino acids. The transcript is spliced from 11 exons. Gene Ontology annotation, molecular function: ATP binding; ATP-dependent protein folding chaperone; ATP hydrolysis activity. Gene Ontology annotation, biological process: protein folding. The record is from RefSeq and is a predicted model, not a curated record.
GUCUUCUUGUUUCCGCGGUAGUUUCCGCCGGUUGCGGGACAGUAACUGCUGUGGCUGCAUCAUGGCGUCCUUUGGGACCCUCGCCUUCGAUGAAUAUGGCCGCCCUUUCCUCAUCAUUAAGGAUCAGGACCGCAAGUCUCGUCUUAUGGGACUUGAGGCCCUCAAGUCUCAUAUAAUGGCAGCAAAGGCUGUAGCAAAUACAAUGAAAACAUCACUUGGACCAAAUGGGCUCGAUAAGAUGAUGGUGGAUAAGGAUGGCGACGUGACCGUAACUAAUGACGGGGCCACCAUCUUAAGCAUGAUGGACGUCGAUCAUCAGAUCGCCAAGCUGAUGGUCGAACUGUCCAAAUCACAGGAUGAUGAAAUUGGAGACGGAACCACAGGAGUGGUUGUCCUGGCUGGUGCCCUGCUGGAAGAGGCUGAGCAGCUGCUGGACCGCGGCAUCCACCCCAUCAGGAUCGCUGACGGCUACGAGCAGGCCGCCCGCAUCGCUAUCGAGUACCUGGACAGGAUCAGCGAUAGCGUCCUCGUCGACAUGAAGGACACCGAGCCCCUGAUCCAGACCGCGAAGACCACGCUGGGCUCCAAAGUGGUUAACAGCUGUCACCGACAAAUGGCCGAGAUUGCCGUGAACGCCGUCCUCACUGUGGCCGACAUGCAGCGCAGAGACGUUGACUUCGAGCUCAUCAAAGUAGAAGGCAAAGUGGGCGGGAGGCUGGAGGACACCAAGCUGAUCAAGGGCGUGAUCGUGGACAAGGAUUUCAGUCACCCGCAGAUGCCCAAACAAGUGGAAGAUGCUAAGAUUGCCAUCCUAACAUGUCCGUUUGAACCGCCGAAACCAAAGACGAAACAUAAGCUGGAUGUGACGUCUGUAGAAGAUUUUAAAGCCCUUCAGAAAUAUGAAAAGGAGAAGUUUGAGGAGAUGAUUCGGCAGAUUAAAGAAACUGGCGCUAACCUAGCCAUUUGCCAGUGGGGCUUUGACGACGAAGCAAAUCACUUACUUCUUCAGAAUAACCUGCCUGCGGUUCGUUGGGUCGGAGGCCCUGAAAUCGAGCUGAUCGCCAUCGCCACGGGCGGCCGCAUCGUCCCGAGGUUCUCAGAGCUCACGGCCGAGAAGCUGGGCUUUGCGGGUCUUGUGAAGGAGAUUUCAUUCGGGACCACUAAAGACAAGAUGCUGGUCAUCGAGCAGUGCAAGAACUCCAGAGCCGUCACCAUUUUCAUCAGAGGAGGAAAUAAGAUGAUCAUCGAGGAAGCGAAACGAUCCCUUCACGACGCUCUGUGUGUCAUCCGGAACCUCAUCCGUGACAACCGUGUGGUGUACGGCGGAGGCGCUGCCGAAAUAGCCUGUGCUCUGGCCGUCAGCCAGGAGGCCGACAAGUGUCCGACCUUGGAGCAGUACGCCAUGAGAGCCUUCGCCGACGCUCUGGAGGUCAUCCCCAUGGCCCUUGCCGAAAACAGCGGCAUGAAUCCCAUCCAGACUAUGACCGAAGUCCGAGCCAAACAAGUGAAGGAGAUGAACCCUGCCCUCGGGAUUGACUGUAUGCACAGGGGAACAAACGAUAUGAAGCAACAACACGUCAUAGAAACCUUGAUUGGCAAAAAGCAACAGAUCUCUCUUGCAACACAAAUGGUUAGAAUGAUUUUGAAGAUUGAUGACAUCCGUAAGCCUGGAGAAUCUGAAGAAUAAAAAGAGAAUUUAGAAUAAAACUUAGAAGUAAGAUCCACUACUGUGAUUAAAUAAAUGGGUGUCUUGUGGUGCAUCUACA